Molecule: messenger RNA, 1902 nt
Organism: Lolium rigidum
Lineage: Eukaryota; Viridiplantae; Streptophyta; Magnoliopsida; Poales; Poaceae
Product: external alternative NAD(P)H-ubiquinone oxidoreductase B3, mitochondrial-like
Exons: 10
Coding region: 1-1725 (574 amino acids)
Molecular function (GO): NADH dehydrogenase activity; calcium ion binding
Source: RefSeq, a predicted model, not a curated record
AUGGCGUCGUCGGGGGGACUCUCGCUGGUGCGCCGCGCCGUCGAGGCCGUGCGCCGCACGCCGCGCUGGCAGAAGAGGCUCGUCUUCCUCACCGUAGGAGUUGGCACUGUAAGUUACGCUUGUCAGGAUAACCGGGUUCUUCAAAUCAAUGAGGGUUCAACUGGCAAGAAAAAAGUGGUAAUACUUGGAACUGGUUGGGCAGGCGCAAGUUUCUUGAGAAAUAUCGACACUUCUUUGUAUGAUGUCCAUGUGGUAUCACCUCGCAACUAUUUCAUGUUCACUCCUUUGUUGCCGAGUGUGACAUGUGGCACUGUCGAACCACGUAGUAUUGUGGAGCCAAUUCGCAAUAUUGUGAGAAAGAGAGGUGGUGCAUUUAGAUUCUGGGAAGCAGAGUGCUUCAAGAUUGACCCAACAAGCAAGAAGAUCCACUGCAGAGCAGGCGAUGGGACCAAUGCUGAUGGCAAUGGGGAGUUUGUUGUGGACUAUGAUUACCUUGUUGUGACUGUUGGAGCUAAACCAAAUACUUUCAACACCCCGGGUGUUGUUGAAAAUUGCCAUUUCCUAAAGGAAGUAGAAGAUGCUCAAAAGAUCAGGAAGAGUGUCAUGAAAUGUUUUGAAAAAGCCUCACUUCCUAACCUUACUGAGGAAGAGCGGAAGAAGAAUGUUCAUUUUGUUGUUAUUGGCGGUGGCCCAACAGGGGUAGAAUUUGCUGCAGAGUUGCACGACUUUGUCAAUGAGGACUUGGCAAAGUUGUAUCCUGAUGUAAAGAAGUACGUGAAUAUUUCAGUAAUUGAAGCUGGAGAUCAUAUCCUUACAAUGUUUGACAAAAGAAUCACUCAUUUUGCUGAGGACAAGUUCAAGAGGGAAGGUAUUGAUCUGAAGACAAACUUUAAGGUCGUGAAGGUGUCUGAUAAGACUAUCACAAUGACUAAUCCUGCAACUGGAGAGAUUGCUGUUCCUUAUGGCCUGGCUGUUUGGUCCACUGGAAUUGGGACACGUCCGAUAAUUAUGGAUUUCAUGAAGCAAGUUGGGCAGGCAACCCGUCGUGUGCUAGCAACAGAUGAGUGGCUUAGGGUUAAUGGAUGUGAUAAUGUAUAUGCACUUGGUGAUUGUGCAACUAUUACUCAAAGAAAAGUGAUGGAAGAUGUUGAUGCAAUAUUCCGGGUAGCAGACAAGGAUAAUUCUGGCACUCUAUCUGUGAAGAAAAUCAAACAUGUUCUUGGUGACAUCUACCAAAGGUACCCACAGGUGGAGCUGUAUCUCAAAACCAACCAAAUGAAGGGCUUCCAUGACCUACUGAAAGAUAAGGAGUCAGAAGAACUGAACAUCGAAGAAUUCAAAAAAGCCCUUGCUCAAGUUGACUCACAAGUCAAGAUGCUCCCAGCAACAGCUCAGGUUGCUGCGCAAGAGGGAGCUUAUCUGGCAGACUGCUUCAAUAGGAUGAAUACUUGUGAAGAAAAUCCAGAAGGCCCUCUAAGGAUCAGGGGUGCAGGGCGUCAUCGGUUCAAACCUUUCAGGUAUAGGCAUCUUGGCCAAUUUGCACCACUUGGUGGAGAGCAAACAGCUGCGCAGUUGCCUGGUGAUUGGGUACAUGUCGGCCACAGCACUCAAUGGCUGUGGUAUUCUGUGUAUGCAAGCAAACAAUUCAGCUGGCGCACAAGGAUGCUAGUCGUAACUGAUUGGGGAAGGCGGUUCAUCUUCGGAAGGGACUCCAGCAGCCUAUAAAUUGAACUCCAGAUCUCGUUCUGCUAUCUGAAGAUCUGUUAGACUCUGAUGCUACAUUCAUCAUACAACAUCAUUCGUGAUGUUCCACAAUUUUGAAAGCUUAAUCUCCCUAUAGCCUAGCAAGGUUUUGUUUGCCAAAUUUGGCGUUAUUGUUUUGGUAUGAUAAACUUUAUAUGC